AUGAGUGAUUUGGAAGCCCUUGGAGUGAAGCUUGUAGACCAGGAUCAUUUGGAACAGAAGAUCACUAGGCAGGCAAAUCAGGCGUUAAUCAGCAAAGAUGUAGAAUUAGAUGAGAAGAGACUUGAGAAGUCAAAUAAAGAACUUGCUAAGAUUCGAAGCAAGAUUAGAGUUUUACAGAGAAGGCUCGAUGAUCUGAGGACUAAACUUCUGCAGAAGAAAGAACUUCGAGAACAAAUCAAGUGGAUGGAGGAAAAUGAGUUGGAUCCAAUAAAGAGAGAUGUCGAUGAGAUUAGCGAGAGGCUAAACGAAAGUAAAGCCCAAGCAAAAGAAGGCAUAAAGAAUGUAAAAAAUAACGUAGUAGACGGAAAGCUACCUGAUGAGACAGAGAGAGAUUACUUGAUAAGGAUAGGGAAGAUCACUGCAUUUGGAAAUGAAAAUGUCUUUCAAGUGAUGGGAGAGCAGGAGACAGGAGGAUCCAUGAGCCAUGUAAAUCUUAGAGCCCCAGGAUUUGCUAAUUUACAUGAUGGGGAUACUAAUAAAAGUGUAGCUGAGAUAGAGGUUAAAGUAGAGGAUGAAGAAGAGGCUUCUAGAAGUAGCGAUAUUGAUGAUGCUGAUGCUGAUAUCCAGGGUGAUGACAUGGAGGAUGAUGACGAAUACCAGGUCAAUGAUGACGGAGAAGACUACAAUACGGACGAGGAAGCGACAGAUAAUAUCAUGGAUGAAAAUGAUAUAAAUUCAGAGCUAGAAGAAGAAGUUGGAUCUGAGCGUAAUGUUGACGAUGGUGACGAGCAAUUUUAUCAGAAAAGGCUCAGUAGAUGGGUAAAGUCGAGAUCUAAAGACCGAAAAGAAAACGAAUCUUCUGAAGCUGAAUGGUUCAAACCGCAUCCAACAAUUUCCGAUGCGAAGUUGAAUGACCAAUUCAGACUUCCUGGUGACAUCUAUCCAUCCUUAUUCGACUAUCAAAAGACUUGCGUUCAAUGGCUUUGGGAACUAUAUUCUCAGAGAAAUGGAGGCAUAAUUGGAGACGAAAUGGGGUUAGGGAAAACAGUACAGGUGAUAUCAUUUAUAGCAGGUUUGCACUAUUCUGGAUUAUUAGAUAAGCCAGUACUAGUAGUUGUACCCGCCACUGUCUUGAAUCAGUGGGUAAAUGAAUUUCAUAGAUGGUGGCCACCAUUACGUUGUAUAAUUCUUCAUAGCAUUGGUUCAGGGAUGUCCGGAAAGGUGCAGAAGAGCUCAGAAGAACAAUUGGAGGAAUAUUUGGAAAAGCUUAGUCCUCUGGAAGGUAAAAAGAAAUUUGGUGGAAUUGGAUCGACGAAUAAAAGAGCAGUAGAACUUAUAGAUAGAGUGUUCACUUCAGGUCAUGUUAUCAUAACAACAUAUGUUGGACUUAGGAUAUAUUCCAGGCAAUUGCUUCCUAGGCUGUGGGGGUACGUGGUGUUAGAUGAAGGUCAUAAAAUAAGAAACCCAGAUCUGGAUAUUUCAUUGACCUGUAAACAAUUAAAGACUCAUAAUAGAAUAAUCCUUUCUGGUACUCCUAUUCAAAACAAUUUAAUAGAAUUAUGGUCAUUAUUUGAUUUCGUGUUCCCUGGGAGAUUGGGUACUUUGCCGGUAUUCCAACAACAAUUCGCCAUACCAAUUAAUAUGGGAGGUUAUGCAAAUGCAUCAAAUGUCCAAGUUCAAACCGGAUAUAAGUGUGCGGUAGUUCUUCGAGAUUUAAUAUCUCCUUAUUUAUUGAGAAGAUUGAAAAGCGAUGUAGCUCAAGAUUUGCCUAAAAAAUCAGAAAUGGUUUUAUUUGUAAAGUUGACUCAAGUUCAACAAGAAAUGUAUGAAAAAUUCAUCCAUAGUGAAGAUUUGAGUGCUAUAUUGAAGGGUAAAAGAAAUAUGUUAAUGGGGGUAGAUAUAUUGAGAAAAAUUUGUAAUCAUCCAGAUUUAGUGGAUCGAGAAUUACUUACAAGGAAAAAGGGUUAUGAUUAUGGUAACCCUGUUAAAUCAGGGAAGAUGUUAGUACUUAAGAAUUUGUUGGAAUUAUGGAAAGAUCAAGGACAUAGAACAUUAUUGUUUUGUCAAACGAAGCAAAUGUUGGACAUUUUACAAAGAUUUGUGAUAGACCUACAAUUAAAUUACUUGAGAAUGGACGGCUCUACCCCUAUCACUAAUAGACAGAAUUUGGUGGACACAUUUAAUGAAGAUAUAAGCUUUCAUGUUUUCCUUUUAACAACCAAAGUUGGAGGGUUGGGAGUCAAUUUAACUGGUGCUGAUAGAGUGAUAAUUUUUGACCCUGAUUGGAAUCCAUCUACUGAUAUUCAGGCCAGAGAAAGAGCAUGGAGGUUAGGACAAAAGAAAGACAUUACGAUUUACAGAUUAAUGACAGCGGGCUCCAUAGAAGAAAAGAUUUAUCAUCGACAAAUAUUCAAGACGUUCUUGACAAAUAAAAUUUUAAAGGACCCGAAGCAAAGAAGGUUUUUCAAAAUGAACGAUUUGCAUGAUCUAUUCUCUUUGGGUGACCCCGACGAAAUUGGGACGGAGACUGGUGAUUUAUUUGAUGGCUCUGAACAAAAUUUCAGUGGAAGCCUUGAACGUAAGUCUGGUAAACUAAUUAAACCAAAGCAUAAGAACGAUGACGAUUUUUAUCAAGUCGCUGGAUUGAAUGGGGUCUCUAAAUUAGACAAAUUUGAAGGCGGAGAUGAUGAGGAAGAUGAAGAAGAUGGAAAAGGUCACGGUAAUGAUGACAGUAGAAUUAUGGAAGGCUUGUUUUCUAAUUCUGGGGUUCAUAGUGCGUUGAUGCACGAUGAAAUCAUGGACUCGUCCAAGCAUGAAUUGUCUAUUGUUGAAAGAGAAGCAAAUAAGGUAGCUGCUCAGGCCGCGGAGGUAUUGAAAGAAUCAAGAAAAUUGGCUCGUAAGAAUAAAAUUGGAAUACCCACUUGGACUGGGAAAUUUGGUUUAGCAGGUAAGUUUGGUAACAACCGAAAUACCGCUUCUAAAAUAGUGAAACCGAAGGUACCACCCGUUCGAACAAUAGCUGGUAGAGAUUCUCGUGCGUCAUCCCCACUCUCGUCUUCUGAUAUUUUAAAUGAGUUGAGACAAAAGAAAGGUAUUGAUAAAUUUUCUUUCUCAAAAGCUACUUCAUCUUCCUCUUUGCCAUUGUCUUCAAGUAUUAUUGAUGAUAAGACAGCCACAUUAAAAAAUAUAACACAGUACUUGAACUCGAAAGUGGAUAAUUUCAGUACAUCUAGGGAACUUAUGAAUGAAUUGAAGUUGCAAAUGAAUGAGCAAAAGGAUAUGAUAGUGGUUAGAUCUAUGUUACGUGAGGUCGCAAAUUGGGAUGCAGGUAGAAAAGGUUGGAUAUUAAAGGAAGAUUUCAAAAAAGAUACUUCAAAUGAUGCAAAUAGUUGA
Dujonia railenensis is the source of this 3393-nucleotide messenger RNA. Lineage: Eukaryota; Fungi; Ascomycota; Pichiomycetes; Serinales; Debaryomycetaceae. The record is from the annotation of a GenBank genome assembly.